CGCCGCCGCCACCUCCACCUCCACCGCCGCCGCUGCCGCCGCCGCCGCCACCGCUGGCGUCCUACCGCUGUCGCGGGCGCUGAGGGAGUUUGCCGAAGCUCUACCCUCAGAUCCUGCCCGGUCUCCCCGCCCGGGCGCCGGGCGCCAGCUCCCGGAACACGCAGCGCUCCGACCGGUGCAGGAGCGGGGAGCUGCCCGAGCCCGUGGAGCGGCGGGAACGGCCCCGGCAGCCCCUCCCCACCCUCCCCUCCCUGACCCCUUCGUGCCAGCGCCCCGGUCAUGGGGAACGCCGCGACCGCCAAGAAAGGCAGCGAGGUGGAGAGCGUGAAAGAGUUUUUAGCCAAAGCCAAAGAAGACUUUUUGAAAAAGUGGGAAAAUCCUGCUCAGAACAAUGCUGGACUCGAGGAUUUUGAAAGGAAAAAAACCCUUGGAACCGGUUCCUUUGGGAGAGUCAUGCUGGUGAAACAUAAAGCCACUGAACAGUAUUACGCCAUGAAGAUCUUAGAUAAGCAGAAGGUUGUUAAACUGAAGCAAAUAGAGCAUACACUGAAUGAGAAAAGGAUAUUACAGGCAGUGAAUUUUCCUUUUCUUGUUAGACUGGAGUAUUCAUUUAAGGAUAAUUCUAACUUAUACAUGGUUAUGGAAUAUGUCCCUGGGGGUGAAAUGUUCUCACAUCUAAGAAGAAUUGGAAGGUUCAGUGAACCCCAUGCACGAUUCUAUGCAGCUCAGAUAGUGCUAACAUUUGAAUACCUCCAUUCACUAGACCUCAUCUACAGAGAUCUAAAGCCUGAAAAUCUCUUGAUUGACCACCAAGGUUAUAUUCAGGUUACAGACUUUGGAUUUGCCAAGAGAGUUAAAGGCAGAACAUGGACAUUAUGUGGCACUCCAGAAUAUUUGGCUCCAGAAAUAAUUCUCAGCAAGGGCUACAAUAAGGCAGUGGAUUGGUGGGCAUUGGGAGUGUUAAUCUAUGAAAUGGCAGCUGGAUACCCUCCAUUCUUUGCAGACCAACCCAUUCAGAUUUAUGAGAAGAUUGUUUCUGGAAAGGUCCGAUUCCCAUCGCACUUCAGUUCAGAUCUCAAGGACCUUCUAAGGAACCUGCUGCAGGUAGAUUUGACGAAGAGGUUUGGAAACCUAAAAAAUGGUGUGAGUGAUAUAAAAACUCACAAGUGGUUUGCCACAACAGAUUGGAUUGCUAUUUACCAGAGGAAGGUUGAAGCUCCAUUCAUACCAAAGUUCAGAGGCUCUGGCGAUACCAGCAACUUUGACGACUAUGAAGAAGAAGAUAUCCGUGUCUCAAUAACAGAAAAAUGUGCGAAAGAAUUUUGUGAAUUUUGAAGAUGGACAUCAGAGGCCACACUCAAUCUUUACGCUCUGUCGAGAGAGUUGGUGGGGCUGAGGCCGUCCUUGUUGAAGCAGUUACCUAGUUCCUUCAUUCCAGCGCCUGAGUGAGGUCUUGAUUGCCAUCAUCUGUGCGUGCGCUCUGCCUCCACCUAUGUAACAAGGCACCGCUAAGCAUUUCUGUGCCAUAACACAGAACUAGACACCUUCCUGCUUCUCUUUGGUUUGUCUUUCCUCUUUCCUCCGACUCUCAUUUCUCCCCUUUGCCAUUACUAGCUUUUCUCCAAACAGUGCUCCAUUUUAUUUUGUUGGUGUUUCAGACAGGCAGUGUUAUAGCUACGUGAUACUGAAGGGAAAGAAAAGUGUGUUCAGUAGUUCUGCCAGUAUUUUUGUUGGUCAGUGGCUUGAGGAUGUAUCUUCUAUUGAUUCUUUUUAUUUUAAGUAGCUCAGACCCUGUUUUGCCAAAACUAUUCAGUUUUUGAGGAUAUUAUAUAUUAUCUUAUCAUGAGGGAAGUUUGUACAAAUUAAAACAGUAACUUUCUUAGAACUCACUGUCCUGGCUUACAUUUGGAUAGGCUAUUAUGAAGUAUCUAGAUCCAGCAGUUUGGGUCCCUGUAGGUCAGAAUUCUAUUUUCUGUCAUCUCCUUUUGUAUCAUCAUUCACUUAAAUGAUGAAGUGACCAUCCUGUGCAGUGUGGCAAAUGUGUUUCCUUCACAGGAGAAAACUAAUGAUAAGGAUUAUCAGCCCCCAGAUUCUACCUGUUGACUUUUCUGUAGGUAUUCAAGUUCUAAGAUUUCUAAAUCUAACUCUUCACCAAGGUUUUAGACAGUAUUUUUAAACAAAAUAUGACUAAUGAAAGUGACAGUUGUUUUUAAGUUUCUGAGAUAAUCCUUACUGUUAACUUUUUAAAGGAAAAGAAACAAACUAAAAAGGAAACAUGGACAAAGACUUAGCCAAGUCAAGCAAGUGAAUUAAUUCUUGCAAACAAUAUAGACAUGUUUAUUUCACGAAGUUUUUUUGUUUGUUUUGUUUUGCUUUGCUUUACAACGGUUAAGAACAAAAGAACGUGUUGCCAGGCUACUAUCCUGGUGUACUGCAUCGUUAACCUAAGUAGAGGCACUGCUGCCAUUCCUGCUUUCAGCUCAUGCCUCCUAGGCGAGGAAAGGCAAAAUGUUUAUAUAACUGCCACAAUUGUAUUUUAAUUUUGUGGUGUGACAGUUUUAGAUAAGUCAUAAUUUCUAGCCUCUUUUCCUUUAGUAAACAGAAUGUAUGAUCAUGCAGAUACAACUUUAGUAUUUGAGUUUAGUUUUUUAUAUAUACUUUUCUGCCAACGGACUUAACAUUGCUGUCAUGUGUAAAUUUCAGGCACUUUUGCACAUUUAGUUCAGUGUUGAGAAUCAAUGGCUUAAGUCAAUUUUUAAAACAUUUUUUUUCUUCCCUUUUAAAAUGUUCUCAUCUGCUUUUAUCUUUUUGUGUCAGUGGCCUAUCUUAAAACAACACACCAAAAUAUUUUAAAAUAAACUGUGUUCAUUUUUUUAUGAUACGUUCACAUGCACAUAAGCUGAAUUAUUCUUAAUCAAACUGAUCGUAAUAUACAUAUGAACAUUCUGUUUGCUUCAUUAUUGGUGCAGGUAGGUCACUGACUUUAGUAUUCAUCUCUACCAUACCCUUGUAAAAACCUUUGAAGACAUUGAAACAAAGCCUGCCUGAGAUGCUCUCUGCCUCAGUCUGUAUGUCAUCUGGUUGUCAAGUGUUUCUGCAUGGUUAUGUCACUAAAGGCUGAUACUAAUUUUUCAGUUGGUUCAUCUGUAUUUAAAAUGUGCAAGAAAAAUAUGAAAUCUUUGCUGUAGCAAGUUUUAUGUAACAAAGAUAUCAUCAUGUUAAUAAAUUUAAAACAUUUGUAAAAUAUAUGUUCACUAGAUUUUUUUUGUAUUUUCUUUAGAUCUAAGAACAUGCUGAUCAUUUUAUGUAGGUUACAAAUUCAUCAUAGCUUUGUUGUAUAUUACUGUAAAAUUAUUUUAAUAAAUCAUGGGGAUGAGAAUUUGAUUAUUGUGUUUUAAGUUUUUAGUAAUGUAUUUCUAUAAAUUCUAAAAAAAAAUUUUUUUUUCUUUUUUCAUGAAAUUACUACUGCCCAACACAAUUUGCUGUAGAGUCUACCUAGGUAGAUGACUUUUAGGUAUACAUUUGUUUUGGGGGGGCUGAUAAGCCACUACUAGAUUUUACUCUCUUAAGGACAUGAGAGAACUUUUAAGUAUCCUAGGGAAGCCUACUUAUAACCAAUCAAGUACACCAAAUUACAAUCUUUCAAAGUCAUUUGUAAAAAUUCUUAGUGUCAGCCACAAUCUAACCAAGAUCAAGAUAAAGACUUGAAUAAGAAAUAACUGGCUUGGAUCAUUAUUUAACUUCCAACUGCAUUAUCUGAAACAAAAGAGAGUUCAUUUUUACUCAGUAAAUAAUGAGAUGGAAUUACAGAGGAAAGAGCCAUGAACUAAGAAGUCAAGGCAUCUAUGUUACAGGCCUGCUCUGUCACUAUCAAAAUGCCCUUAGCCUGAUUUCUUUUAUCUGAGAAGUGAAACAACUGCUUUAAGCAGUUCUUAAGCUCCCUUCUAACUUUCACAUGUUGUGACAAGAUUCUUUUUUUUUUUUUUAAUAUUUCAAAUAGAUAAUGUGCUUUGAAGUAAAUCUUGGCAAGGUAACAUUUUAGAGCACUUUUAUCUCUCAUAGUACUCUUAACAAUUUUUUUUUUAACUAUUAUGUGGAACAUAAAAAGUUGCCUUUCCUGAUUCCUUUCUCAUUCUAAAUAUGCUAAAUAUCAAAUUGAUAUCAAACUGUCAACCUACCAAAAAUAUCGUGGCUUGUGGGUAUUGCUGUCUUGUUUUUGAUAUGUUAUUGUAUUGACUGCCCAUUGGCCUGAAAAUACUAGUUGUAAGCCUGAAAAAAAAUCGUUUUUCUUUCCCACGGGCUUUUUUUUUCUGCUUGUGUAAAAAUCCAAUGAAUUAUUGUAUGUGAAAGCACCUUGUACACUGUACCUUAUCAAUGCAAAUGUUAAGGUGUGCUGUUACUUCAUUAAUUACUUCUCUGUUUAGAAUGAAAUUUCCUAUGCACUACUGUCACUAGGAAAUGCUGAUAUCAACUGUGUUUUUUAAUUAAUCAAUAACCGCAAAUUAAAGUAUCUUCAAAGGAUAAAAUAA
Messenger RNA from Erinaceus europaeus (western European hedgehog), 4529 nucleotides. RefSeq names its product protein kinase cAMP-activated catalytic subunit beta (gene PRKACB). The transcript has 10 exons. Bases 280 to 1335 code for a protein of 351 amino acids. Gene Ontology annotation, cellular component: cAMP-dependent protein kinase complex; nucleus. The record is from RefSeq and is a predicted model, not a curated record. Gene Ontology annotation, molecular function: ATP binding; cAMP-dependent protein kinase activity. NCBI's taxonomy places the organism in Eukaryota, Metazoa, Chordata, Mammalia, Eulipotyphla, Erinaceidae. Gene Ontology annotation, biological process: peptidyl-serine phosphorylation.